This is a messenger RNA of Xenia sp. Carnegie-2017, 980 nucleotides long. Its product is annotated as neuronal calcium sensor 1-like. Gene Ontology annotation, molecular function: calcium sensitive guanylate cyclase activator activity; calcium ion binding. Bases 318 to 884 code for a protein of 188 amino acids. The transcript has 8 exons. The record is from RefSeq and is a predicted model, not a curated record. NCBI's taxonomy places the organism in Eukaryota, Metazoa, Cnidaria, Anthozoa, Malacalcyonacea, Xeniidae.
UACGAAAUAACACAUUAGCAAGAACUUCACGAAUAAAUCCUCCCUAAUAUCACCGUAAUGUUUCUUGACUGCAAAUUGCCGUAAUAUAAAUUCGGAAGACUUCACCCAAACAAACAUUUAUAAUUCGUCUACCGUGGAGAAAGAACAUUCCGUUUGGAUGCAAUGAAUAAUUUAUUUGACACGAUGUAUAGUAACUAAAAGAGGAGAAUGACAAUGUGUUUACUUAAGAUGAAAUAAAAGGUUUUUGCGAGAGAGCCGAUUUCUCUUUUGUGGCUUUAUAAUGCUUUAUGAGGAACUGCUGAAUUGUGGAAAAGACGAUGGGCAAGAAGGAAAGUAAACUGAAAGCAGAAGUAAUUGAAGAACUCGUUACUAAGACAUACUUUAACGAGAAAGAAUUGCGACGUUGGUACAAAGGUUUUUUGAAGGAAUGCCCUGAUGGGAAUUUGAAAAAAGAGGAAUUUGCUGAAAUCUAUAAGAAGUACUUCCCUUCUGGCGAGUCAUCAGAAUUUGCAGCUUUCGUCUUCAAGGUUUUUGACAAAAAUAUGAAUGGAAAGAUUGAAUUUGAAGAGUUUAUGAUUGCCUUGUCUGUAACCUCGAGAGGACGUUUGGACGAAAAAUUACGAUGGGUUUUCACACUCUGCGACCUUGAUAAUGAUGGAUAUAUCACGAGGGCAGAGAUGUUGAAUAUUUUGGAGUCUAUACAUAAAAUGACGUCUGACACGGGAAUACUAAAAAUGGACACAGCGGAAAAACGUGUCAAUAAAAUAUUUGAUUCAAUGGACAAGAAUAAAGACGACAGGUUGUCGCUCGAAGAAUUUCUCGAGGGAUCGAAAUCUGAUCCGACAACUGUUCAAGCUUUGUCGCUGUAUGACGGACUAGUUUAGUAUGCAGCUAAAUUAUUUACGUAGAAGAUAAGUAAUCCAUUCAAGUGUAUUCUUUACACUCGUCGAUUCAACUAAACUAAACUAUCGUCAUUCAAA